This is a messenger RNA of Wasmannia auropunctata (little fire ant), 468 nucleotides long. RefSeq names its product probable cytochrome P450 6a13. Lineage: Eukaryota; Metazoa; Arthropoda; Insecta; Hymenoptera; Formicidae. The annotation marks the transcript as partial. The record is from RefSeq and is a predicted model, not a curated record. Gene Ontology annotation, molecular function: monooxygenase activity; heme binding; oxidoreductase activity, acting on paired donors, with incorporation or reduction of molecular oxygen. The transcript has a single exon.
UAUUAUGAGCUACGCCGGAUUCUAUUUGGCUAAAAAUCCAGAAAUACAGGAGAAAUUACGCGAAGAGGUGAUAUCCGUACUUAACAAAUAUGACGGUGAACUGACUUACGAAAAUUUGAGAGAGAUGACGUACAUGGACCAAGUCUUCAACGAGACGAUGAGGUUGUUGCCCGCAGCAGUGGUCAUGAAGAAACGAUGCACGGAAGAGAUCGAACUAAAAGGAUCCGAUGGAAUUACUUGUCGCGUGCAACCCGGAAUGGAAAUCCUGAUACCGGUUCAAGCUCUGCACAAAGAUCCUCAAUACUGGAAAAAUCCUGAAGAGUUUGAUCCUAAAAGAUUCGACAGAAAAAACCACAUCGAAAAAUUCACCUUUCUUCCCUUCGGCGAAGGUCCGCGCAUCUGUGUAGGUAUGAGAAUGGCCCAGUUGCAGAUAAAGGCAGGUUUGGCUAUUGUUAUGAAAAAAUACAG